Neodiprion fabricii is the source of this 616-nucleotide messenger RNA. RefSeq names its product DNA-directed RNA polymerases I, II, and III subunit RPABC2 (gene RpII18). NCBI's taxonomy places the organism in Eukaryota, Metazoa, Arthropoda, Insecta, Hymenoptera, Diprionidae. Gene Ontology annotation, biological process: DNA-templated transcription. Gene Ontology annotation, cellular component: nucleus; RNA polymerase I complex; RNA polymerase III complex. The record is from RefSeq and is a predicted model, not a curated record. Gene Ontology annotation, molecular function: DNA binding; DNA-directed RNA polymerase activity. The transcript is spliced from 3 exons. Bases 124 to 516 code for a protein of 130 amino acids.
GAUUGCUACCAACAUCGAAACGUCACGCCCCCAAUAUCCCAUCACAUCCGCUGUCGUGCGUGCUUGGAAUUAAAUAUCGAGUGUCGUUUGUUUCUUUCUUACACAGCGUUUUUCGUAGUCAGGAUGGCCGACGACGAGUUCGACGGAGACGAAGUGGUAGACGACUUUGAUGAUGUAGACGAUGACGACAACAUCGAAUUGGAGCAGCAAGAGGAAGAUGGUGAAAAUAUAGAACUCUUAGCGGCAGGCGAUACUCAAGGCAGUGUUCAAAAGUCAAAAAGAAUCACAACCAGAUAUAUGACAAAGUACGAAAGAGCAAGAGUAUUAGGAACACGAGCGUUGCAAAUAGCAAUGUGCGCCCCUGUAAUGGUCGAACUUGAGGGAGAAACUGACCCACUCCAAAUAGCCAUGAAAGAAUUGAAACAGCGAAAAAUUCCAAUAGUUAUCCGCCGCUACUUACCUGACAAUAGUUAUGAAGACUGGGGCAUCGAUGAACUUAUUAUAAUAGAUCAUUAAAACACAUUUUUAAUUUCUGUUCAACUCUAGAUGAAAUUCACAUUUCUUAAGUUAAUCAUUUAUAUUAUACCGCUUUUCUUAUAAAAAUGUUGAAAAAUAA